AUGGGUCCCAGAUUGAAACUUAAACGAGCUAUUGAAAAAACUUAUGACCAUGGGAAACAAAGUGCAGAAUGUAAAGUCAAUUUUUCAACAGUGACAAGCGGUACCUCCACAACAAGCACAGGAAACAUUGCCUUGAAAGGACAGAUGAAGUUACAAGUUGGGACUGAAGGGUGGAGUCUAAAAAAAUUAAGUGAAAAGGUAUUGUUGUAAAAGCAGUUUUGCACAUUUAUACUGUACAUGUGUUGAUAUAUAAUUAUAUAUAAUGCCCUCCGAUGAGGAUUUUACCACAAAGGAUAAUGUUUCGUUUUCUAAAUUUAAAGGCCUAAGCCUUCUGGAGUAUGUGAAAGCUAGGUCAACUUUUUGUUUGAGCAAUCAUAUCAAUCAACACUGUAGAAACAAGGGGGAAUUUCGUUCUCGACCAAUCAGCGCUUUUGUUUACAUUUUUGCCCUAAGCCAAUCAGAAUGCGUAAAACGCUUCAUCACAUGAAAUUUGUAAACAAACAUAUGGGGUUACUUCAGAGCUUUGCUGCAAGCGGUUUUUUGGUUUUUUGCCAUGAAAUUCAUAUAUGUUGUUCUUAAAAGAAUUCUCCUCAACUUCCUCGUGGCGAUUUUUGAUUAAUUGCGUGAUUGCGAAGAUAUGGGUCUUCAAACUUUGCGUUGCGCAGGCUUAAAUACCACCCCUCGAAUUUGUAGGUUCCGAACGGAUUAGCGUUUUCAAAAGCCUUUCAAAUCGAGGUUUGAGACGUUUUAUUUUUUAAAAGAUACUUUUAUCUUCAUAUUUUCACAUUAACUUAUUAAUAUCCUGUGUAACAAGUAAACAGCACAUUUCCGGGCUGGGACAAGUUGACAUGUCGAUUCCUUGCCAAACAGUGUGGCGAUCAAUAUGGCGAAUAUCUAAAUACAGGGAAUUUUUAAAAUUUUGUUGGUAUAAAUGGGAUAAAGAAGCUCAUCAAAUAUUUGGACUAUGGACCUUCAAACUUAUGCCAAGUAUUUAUUUGAUUGAUUAGCUCAAUAACUGUUUUUUGGCUCGUUUUUCGUCGAUUUCGACAGUCGAGCUUAGUCGACUUCAAAAUAAUGUGUCAACAUUGCGUGUUGCAGCCUGUGGAUAUGAAUAUUUUCGUUUGUUUGACCAUAACACUUUUCUUCACUGCUUUUAAUCCUUGAAUGACAAUAUAUUCAUUGGUCUCAGAGUCCUAAACUUAAGGAAGAUGGAUGACUUUGGGACACCUGAUAUCAAAAUUUUGUUCAGAUAUCAAAAUUUAUGGACAUAUAUAGUCACAGAGCAUACUGUAGUCAUAGGACCCUCAUUGUUUCUUCCUUGAUCUGGCCACUAGUCACAAAUGGGGCCUGUUCUUAUGACCUGGCUAGGCAGGAGACAACAUUUGCCAGUAUUGCCGAUAUACUAUCCUGCUACUAUCCUGGCUAAGCACAAGGUAUCCUUUGCCAGAAUCCCAACUAUGCAAGCCAAGAAAUUCACCAUUUACAGUAAACAUUCUAUCCCACAACCAGGCAACAUGAACUUGCCGCCUUUAGGGUCCCAUGCUGCCUAGCCCAGAUCAUAUCAACAGACCCUUAGCAGAUCCUGAAACUACAAUUGGAAUAUUUUAGGCCAUAAUCUUGUAGAAUCAACCAGGUAUUGUCAGUAGUAUAAUAUCACACUGGGCAUGCAAGCUGGUCUUGCCCAUUUAUAUGGGCUAAAUAUACACCUGCCCAUGGUAAGAUACUGCCUCGUAUAUUAAUUUUAUAUAUGUUUGAGAUUGCAUUCACAUGAAACAGCCUGAUUGAAUUUAUUGGCCCAGCAUUUGCUUGAGCAAGUUGAUAUCCUGCAUUGGGAGUCUCACACUAAUAAAGGUCAUAAGCUGGCCAACCAGCUCACUCGACUAAAAAUCAUGUUAUAAUACACAAUUUGGCCCAAGUAAGUAAGAAAUUGAUUAAUAUAAGCCUUCUGAAGCUGUUGUCAUUAACAAAUUAUCCAGCAUUUCACACAAAUUUCUUGACAACAGUUGCCAGGUUAGCCUGGCUACUGUGAGGCAAAUGACAAACUAGCCCUAAAAGAAAAUCCAGCCAUGUUUGCUGGGCUAGCAUGGCCCAUUUUGACAGCCCUUAAAGGCCUAUUUGUGAGGUUACUGGGGGCUUAAUAUUGGAUUGCAUUAUAUAAUAUGUGUAAAAUAUUCAUUUGUGCACAGGUAUUCUGGUAAUGCACAAAUUUAUGGACUAAAAUGUUUCAAUUAUAGUAGAUCGGGAUCUAUUGGGGACCUGUUUAUAUGAUCUAGACUAUCCAGAACACAUGCUUGAAGCCUAAUUCAUGUUGCCUGUUUGGUAUACAGUUCUUAUUGAUCCUUAUUGUAUAUGGUGAAUUUCUUGGCUUACAUAUAGCCAGGAUUCUGGCAAUGGAAACCUCACGCUUAGCUAGGCUGAUAGUAGCAGGAUAGGAUAGAACAUACUGACAAAUGUCGUCUCCCACCUAGCCAGGUAAUAUGAACAGGGCCCAAUUGUGACAAGUGAGCCAGAUGAGUAAAAAAACAAUGAAGCUCAUAUACAGGUAUAUAUCCAUAAAUUUUGAUACCUGAACAGCAACAUUGAACAAAAUCAUUCUGUCCCAAUGUCAUCCAUCUUCCUUAAGUUUAGGACUCUGAGACCAAUGAAUAUAUUGUCAAUCAAGGAUUAAAACCAAUGAAAACAAGUGUUAUUGUCAAACAAACGAAAAUAUUCAUGUCCACAGGGUGCAACACGCAAUGUUGACACAUUAUUUUGAAGUCGACUAAGCUCGACUAAAUGUCGAAAUCGACGAAAAACGAGCCAAAAAACAGUUAUUGAGCUAAUCAAUCAAAUACAUACUUGGCAUAAGUUUGAAGGUCCAUAGUCCAAAUAUUUGAUGAGCUUCUUUAUUCCAUUUAUACCAACAAAAUUUUAAAAAUUCCCUGUAUUUAGAUAUUCGCCAUAUUGAUCGCCACGCUGUUUGGCAAGAAAUCGACAUGUCAACUUGUCCCGGCCCGGAAAUGUGCUGUUUACUUGUUACACAGGAUAUUAAUAAGUUAAUGUGAAAAUAUGAAGAUAAAAGUAUCUUUUAAAAAAUAAAACGUCUCAAACCUCGAUUUGAAAGGCUUUUAAAAACGCUAAUCCGUUCGGAACCUACAAAUUCGAGGGGUGGUAUUUAAGCUUGCGCAAGGCAAAGUUUGAAGACCCAUAUCUUCGCAAUCACGCAAUUAAUCAAAAAUCGCCACGAGGAAGUUGAGGAGAAUUAUUUUAAGAACAACAUAUAUGAAUUUCAUGGCAAAAAACAAAAAAACCACUUGCAGAAAAGCUCUGAAGUAACCCCAUAUGUUUGUUUACAAAUUUCAUGUGAUGAAGCGUUUUACGCAUUCUGAUUGGCUUAGGGCAAAAAUGUAAACAAAAGCGCUGAUUGGUCGAGAACGAAAUUCCCCCUUGUUCACUGUAGAUGUAAAGGGUUCAUCAAUGUUGCAAACAAGAUUGCUGAGUUUGGAUAUGUGAAGCUAUAAGAUGCUUUUUUUUGUGUCACCCAACAUAUUCAGCCCUGUGAUGCAUGCUUUAAGGAAACUGAUCAAAAUAAUGAACCUAGCUUAAUUCCUGACCAACAUAGUUUUCCUUCCUACAAAUCAACUCACGCUAAAAGGCUGCUUCUGCAACUGACCACAUUGCAGCUAUAACAAUAGAUGGACUUUCAACAUUUCCCUGUGACGCUACUGCUAACAUAAUAAUGCUGAAAUGUUUGUUGGAAAAUUCAAAACAGUGAAGCUCCACAAAUAGUUUAUCUAAGGAACAUUUCAUGGAACUUAUCUUGAUGUGUAAUUCGGACAAGGAAAGAGAUUCUUUAAAGUAUGCAUUUAGAAAGGUUUGUGGUGCUUCAGCAAAAACAAUGUGGAAAAUGUAUGGUGUCGAAAACUACAACAGAAAAGCAAGACAACUUGAAGAUGUUGUUGAACAUAUCCAGCAAAUACGGCAAGGCAUCAAACAUCUUGCCAGUAUCAAAGAACAAGCUGUUUUAAUGUCUCUGGGACUUCAAUUGUUUGAAGACUCUGAUUCUGACAAGUCCGAAGGUAGUGAGCAAGAUACUGAUGACAUGUUCUCAGACAACUCAGAGGAAAAUAUCAAAACAAAUGUGCAGGCUACACCAGUCCCAAUGCAGUCAAACAUUGUUCAAGAUCUCCUUGUGAAGAGCAACUUUAACUGGUAUGCUAUGUCAGAGAUCGUCCAAGAAGAAAUUGCUGGUGUUGAUAACACCAAUGUCAAAGAUGUACUGUCCAACUUAUCAAAAGAAAUAGAGUCCAUAGGAUUAAAUGAGAAGGAACUAUACUUGGUGACAUAG
Paramuricea clavata is the source of this 4327-nucleotide messenger RNA. The record is from the annotation of a GenBank genome assembly. NCBI's taxonomy places the organism in Eukaryota, Metazoa, Cnidaria, Anthozoa, Malacalcyonacea, Plexauridae.